This is a messenger RNA of Owenia fusiformis, 3854 nucleotides long. NCBI's taxonomy places the organism in Eukaryota, Metazoa, Annelida, Polychaeta, Sabellida, Oweniidae. The record is from the annotation of a GenBank genome assembly.
GCGGCUCCUCCUUAGAAACGCAAAUUUUUAUAAAAAUUGCGAAAAACUUCAAUUUUUCAAAUAUGGAGUCCAUAAGCCCAAAACAACCAACAUCAAAUGCGAAAUAAGAAUGCAAAGAGUUAUCUGGCAUUCAGUUUUUCGCCUCAAAUCAGCCCGUCAAGCCGAAAACUUGCUGCCAACAGAGAACCUCAAAAUCCCGAAAAUAGCGUACCACGAUUUAUGCAGAAUACUAUCAGUACAAAAUGUAGAGAUGUACACAUACAGAAUAAAAAUUCACCAUACCACACAAACCUCAAGAAAGAUACACAGGGAGGACCUCCAACUGUGACAAGGCCUGUUAUGUCGAUUGCAGUACAAGAUUUGCAGAAUCACAAUACUGCUAUGGCAGCAAAAGUUGAAGAUCAAAACCAUAAUGAUUUCACUUUUAAACCUAAAGUUAGUGCUCAAAGUACCAAGCUAAUGGAGAAUAAAGAAUCAGAUUUUAUGACACGUCAGCAACAGCAUUUAGUGAAUCAAAAGAAAUAUAUGGACCAGGCAACAUCACAGUUUAAAAGUCCAAUCUUCUCAUUAAAACCUGGAACAGCCAGUAAAACUAAGAAAACAAAGCAGGAUGAGGGAGACAAGGAGGCUAUUGAAGAGAUUGAUACCAGUAAAGAUGCAGUAGAGGGAGGGGGAAUGAGUACUUCACAGUCCAAUCCAGCUAUGAUCAAAGACAAAGACAAUAAACCCAUUCCAUUGAAAACAAAGUCUUCCAUAGAUCUUUCCAAUGUUUUAGAACAAAGUCCAUACGGGUCAGUGAAUGGCAAUCUAGGUGUCCAGAGACAGAAAAGUCGAAUCCAGAAUGAGGCUGGGCACAGAAGACAGCAGACGGAGCCUGUCAAAGUUGGUAAUGCUAUCAAACAAGAAUCGCCGACAAAGGAUGCUGAAUCAGGCCACACAAGGAGUAAGACGGAUGACACCUGCAAUAAGAGUACAGUGAAACAGUUAUCUCAUAAUACCAAACUCAGCUUUGAGCGUAUAAACAAGGCAAAAUCUCUGGCAGAAAGAGCCAUAAAGCAAAAGAAGAUAUUUACAAUACAUGGUACAUAUCGGGAAGUUAGAAAAUCAUUACGAAGCAGAGGAUGGGUAGAAAAGUUUUACAAAAUGGAAAAAAAAGCAAAAACAGGGCAAAAACAAGAACAAACUGAAAAGUCGAAUGGAAAAGGAUGAUGAGAAUGAUGAUGAUAAUGACUCAAAUGAUGAUGCAGAUAAAAAUGAUGACUCAUCAAGUGAUGACGGUGACAUGGAUGAUGAUGAUGACGAUGAUGUCGCUGACACUAAAGAGAAGCCUUGGGAAGAAGAGAAUGGCAUAUAUGGGAUAAUGUCCCGUAUUGUACGUACUGCUGAUCCAACUUUAAUUUGGUCUGUGAGGCGUGAUUCUGUCAAUUAUAAAUACCUGAGAAACAAUCAGAUUGUUAACCACUAUGCCAGGGCUGGUUCUUUUACAACUAAGGUUGGUUUAUGUACCAAUUUACGUAAUGUGCCAUGGUUUGACCAGAGUGACCCUGACGCAUUCUUUCCCAGAUGUUAUAGACUAAGUCAUGAAGAAGAAAAAGGUGCAUUUAUAGAUGACUACAGGUUAACAGCCUGCAUGAAUAUCAUACGGAUUAUCAUCAGCCGUGGUAAUAAUACUGAGUCCAGUGAGACAACUGACACCACCACAACUUCCAGUCCUACCCUGAAACCUAUUAUACAGAGGAAGGGCAGCAUCUCACCUAGGAGAAGUAAAGAACAUAUCACGGCUCGCACCAGGAAGCGUAAAGGUGGCACUGUGCCGCAAGAGUGUGCAGAGCUAGCAUUGAUGCAAUGUGAGAAAUUCUUACGUUCAAAGGAUCACGAUGAUCUAGAUGAUGAAACUGAGCCUCAUGUACUUAGUGAAGCUGAGUGGAAUGAGUUCAUAGAGUGGUACUACAAAGUUGUCCAUCAUGACGCAGAGAUAGAGGGUGGGUCUUUUUAUGCGGCACGCAGCGAAAACCUGGCCAAUAGGCUGAGGGCACACUGGCCUCAGUUUGAAAUGGAUGGCACUAAGAAUGUAUGGAUCGUCAAGCCAGGUGCAAAAUCUAGAGGCAGAGGUAUUCACUGCCAUGAUAGGCUUGAGGAGAUGUUACGUCUAGUCAAUAGUCAAGUUGUCAGGAAAGAUAGCAAGUUUGUUGUGCAAAAAUAUAUAGAACGGCCAAUGUUAGUAUACAACACAAAGUUUGAUAUACGCCAGUGGUUCAUAGUAACAGACUGGAACCCAUUGACUCUAUGGUUUUAUAAGGACUGUUAUCUUAGGUUUUGUUCUCAAGAGUUCACGCUUGAUGACUUCCAUGAAGCCAUCCAUUUGUCAAACAAUGCUAUACAGAAGAACUAUGACAAUGGAAUUAGGUCCGAUAAACUGCCUGAUGAAAACAUGUGGUUCCAUACAGAAUUUAAAGAACACCUCAGUAAGAUUGGUAGGCCCACAGUUUGGGAUGAUGUCAUUUACCCAGGGAUGAAGAAAGCAAUACUUUGUUCCCUUCUCACAGCCCAAGAUGUUGUUGAGUGUAGAAAGGCAGCAUUUGAGUUGUAUGGGGCAGACUUUAUGAUCACUGAAGACUUCCAGCCAUGGCUUAUAGAGAUCAACUGUAGUCCUAGUAUGGACACCAGCACCAAAGUGACUGAAGUACUCUGUGCUAAUGUGCUUGAUGACACUAUUAAGGUUGUGAUAGAUAGGCGAUCAGACAAGAACUGUGAUGUAGGACAGUUUGAGUUAUGUUACAAACAACCUGCCGUCAGUGUACCCCCUUACUGCGGCUCUAACUUCUCUGUGGAGGGACAGACAAUUAAACCCCCCAGGGGAUUUAAAAGACUCCAAGCCCUGCAGAAUCUUGAAGCAGAGGCUGAGAAGCUUAAAGAGAAGCUUUCACCCCCAGUGUCACCUGAUGAUGAGAACACUUAUGAAAAAAUGCAUGAUAGACCAUAUUUAAGGACAUCUAGAUUUGGAAUAGGUAAAACGACACCUGCACCUAAUCCCAAAGAAACUGGAAGUUUAAUGAUGAGCAAACCAGGGAAAAUCAUACAUCAGUUACAUCAGAAACCUAAGGAAAAACCAAUCAUAAAAGUGCAGUCAACGAGUGUGCAUCAGUUCCGUCCAGAACCAUCCUCUAAAAGUCCCAUCCCAGUGCCAGCUGGUGGGCUCAGUAUUGAGCGCAAAACUGUACCCCUGAAACGCUCGAAUAGAAAAUCAGUGCAGUCGACAGAGAUCACUCAACAGCAACAAUUUGAAACGGAUCCAUCGAAACAAGGUAGUAUUAAGGAGUUCAAUAUGGACCCCUUAAUUGUACGUAAUAAAAUUAGACGACCUCAACAGGUAGAACGGCAGAGAAUCAGGGACGUCAAGUGGCAACCGAGGGGAUCAGUGGGGGUUAGGUUACCAAAAUCAUUACUAGACAAUGUCCGCAUUACCUACAAGACUCUUGAUUUUCAUGUGCCCAAAAUAAAAUAUAUCAAAAGUGGAAGCCCUAUGCAUGGAACUCCAUUUGGAGACAACCUCGCCACAACAUCCCCUCCUUUGCCACUACCCCUUGAUGCAGAUGCCUAGUCUACAACAAUAACAUUUCUAGUCUUUGACAAAUUAUGGAAAUAUGUCUGAAUGUCUCUGUGGCAAAUGAUUGAAUUGAAGAUUCACUUAUACUCAGUUUUUUAUGUCGCCACCAAAAUGGUGACAUAUUGCUAUUGCUUUAGUAUCCAACUUUUAGUGGGCGGUGUUCAGCAGUUUGUGUUUGGUGUCUGUACCAGUAUUAGGCAUCUGUUUCAGCUGUUGGCACGGCAUCUAAAACAAAUGGCAGGUGGUG